Molecule: messenger RNA, 4243 nt
Organism: Nicrophorus vespilloides
Lineage: Eukaryota; Metazoa; Arthropoda; Insecta; Coleoptera; Silphidae
Gene: brun
Product: protein brunelleschi
Exons: 8
Coding region: 320-4111 (1263 amino acids)
Cellular component (GO): trans-Golgi network
Source: RefSeq, a predicted model, not a curated record
AAUACUUAUCAUAAUUCCUACUAACGUGCAGAUUUAGGCCAUUUGAAAAUUGACUGUUUUUACAUUUGCAAGUACAAAAAAAAGGUGUUUCUCAAUAGGUUAUUGUAGUAUAUGAUUUUUAUCCAUCCAAAUUGCAUAUAUUGUUGAAUAAUGAUAAAAUCUUGACCUGCACCACUAAUUGCACGAUCAGCUGAUGUGUCUCUGAGUGGGUGGCUGCCCUGAUUGUGUUUCCUUGAUGAGAAAACAAUAAGCAAAGGUGUUGUUUUUUCGUGAAAUACUUGCUUGUUUUAAUAAAUAGAUAUGCGAGAAUUAAACUUCAAUGCGCUCCUCGGUUAGCUACAUCUUGUCCAGUUCCACGACAGAGCCGAACAUGUCGCAUCCGGACUACGAGCAGUACUCGCACGACCACGCUGCACUCCUCAUCCUUAUCAGGCAUAUUGGGUCGCAGCUGAAGCCCAAGACUUACAACAAGUUCUACGACAGGAUCAGCAAGUUGUCUACAGUGAAGAUCACUGAUAGCUCCGGGCAGGUCAGGAACAUCUAUGUGCGAUAUGUGAAGGAAUAUCCAGUGGAAAAUAAUGAUUGGGGUGAUUUUCAAACGCACAGACGACUUCUGGGAUUGAUUUCCAUAGGGAAGUACGAUUCGCAGCUGGAAUUGAACGAGAUUUGCCGUGUGCACGAGAGUUUGAAGGUGAAAUACACGAGCACAUUGUACGAUUCUCGAUGUAUUCUGUUGAAGCCAAACGAGGUCCAGAGUCCUGGCGAGACGUCUGCGGAUGAGAGCAACAAGAGUUCACCGGAUAGCGAUGUGAUCAAAGACGACGAUUCUAGCCCUUACGAUUCGUCGUCAGGUGAUAAUCUAAAAAGUUCAUCUUCCACGGACGAUAGGUCUUCGGUGGAGAAGAGCGCAGAGGAUGCACGCAAGGAGAAAGUGGAGAAACUGUUGGAGAAGUUGCGCGAGGAGAAGACGCCGGACAGCAAGUUUACGACGCCAUCCAAUUUCAAAUCUAGAGCUCUGUUUUAUGCGGAAACCGAGGCCUGCGAUGAUCUGGAGCAGCAGCUCACCGAGUACGUGAAUUCCUUGUUCUGGGUGUUGGAGUCGAAGCGUUUGGAAAAGUCCAGGGAGAAAUUGGAGCGAGUUUCGUUGCUGCUGGCGCCGUUCGAGAAGAAGGAUUUCGUCGGCUUGGACAUGGAGUCCAGGAACAACAAGAAAAGAUGCACGGGCCGCGUCACGAAACACUUGGGGGAUCUCUGCUUGCAGGCUGGUCUACUUCCAGAGAGUCUAACGUAUUACAGCAAUGCCGCCGAAAUAUUGAAAUCGGUCAACGAUUGGCUCUGGUUGGGCGCAGCCUACGAGGGAUUGUGCGCCGCCUCUGCGCUUAUCCUCUAUCCCAAUAUCCAGAGGACGCUUCCACUCCAUCGAAACGCUAGUCUUCAGGAAGGAUCCCCCAAGAGGACCUCGAUCUCGACGACAACCAAUCCAGAUUUGACGAAUCCCAAGAAGGACGUUCUCAACAUUCUGACGCCCGAAGACAUCCCUAAGCGAUACAGGGAGGCCAUCAUCCACUACAGCAAGUAUCAGAAUGCGGGUAUCAUAGAAACAGAGGCCAGCUUCAAAGCGGCGCGCAUCUCCGUCGAUCAGAACUAUUCACUUCAAGCGGCCAGCUUCCUCCAGAACGUCGUCUUCAUCAACAUCACGCUGUCGGAGCAGGAGAAGACGCAGCGAUUCGAGAUGCUCUCCGAUCUGUACACGCAGAUUGGAUUUGCGAGGAAGGCGGCCUUCUGUCACCGUUUAGCAGCGAGCCGUUACGUGUCCGCCCAGAAUCCGACACCCAAUUGGUCGCAGUGCUACAAUCUGAUGCUGCAGAGCUUCCCCGGACACAAACUCAGCCUCGAUCCCACCGAGAUGUGCACCAGUCCGCAUCAGAUGGGUUGGCCCAGCUUGCAGAUACAUCUGUUGACCGAACUGGUGGUGGCCGCCAAGCGUAUGGGACAUUCGGCAUUAGCCACCAGACAUCAGACGUUCAUGCUGCAGACCAUGUGGGAUCACCUGACUCCGACCGACCAGAAGGAGUUGGCCAUUCAGCUGCAAUCGCUGUCGGCGCAGUGCGAAGGAGCACCGGUGCCGCUGGUCCUCGACAACGGCGUAGUCAUUCCACCAGCUAAUCUGAGCAACAUCCCCGUCUGCUCGGGCUUCACGCUUAAAAACCUCCAGCCGCAUCUACAACCCAGGAAGAUACAAAUGGCCAAGCAGGACAUCGGACCGUUCCUCUUCACUCCCAUCAACUUUGGCAGUCUGGAGAGAAAGAGUAACAAGCCACAAAGCAAAAUGGAUUUCCUCUGGGUCGAAAACGAUCUGUGCGAAGUGACGCUGAAGCUGGUGAACCCGUUACCGUUCGAGCUGAAAGUCUCCAACAUGCGUCUGCUGACGGCCGGCGUCGUCUUCGAGUCCAUCCCCGAAACUGUGAUUCUACCUUCCGAGACGCCGACUUCGCUAACACUGAACGGAACGCCGAAAGAGAGCGGCGAAUUGGAGCUUUUAGGAUACAGCACUCACACACUGGGCGUAAAAUCCAACUGUCGUUUGAGAUUCAUGAAGAAUUUCCUUCCGCACUACAGCAUCGAGGUGAUUCCCAGUUUACCGGUGAUGGAAGUGAAGACUUCGCUGCCGCAGAGCGCGACCUUCUCCACGUUCCAGAACUUCGAGAACGUGGUGACUUCGGCGAGCAUCAGCCUGUAUAACGGCGAGAGCACCGAGUGCAUUAUAACUCUGACGAACACGAGCCAGGUGGCGAUAGAGAUGCUCGAGGUGUCCAUCCAGAGCAUACUCGAGCCCAAUUUGCAGGAACAAAUAUUCAGCUGGGAUGCUGAAGAAAUACAGAAGCAGCUACCGAUCGUACCGAACUCGUCUGCAACGAUCAACGUUCGUCUCUAUUCGGCAGCCAACUUCUUGGCGAGUGGUUUCUCCGGGCCCGAGUUGAGCAGCGGUGUUUUCGGCAGCUCUCACGCGGGCAGCAUCUCAUUGUCGAUGUCCGCAGGUCCAAGUUCUCUGCCUUCGCGUUUGAACUCUCCCAUCUCCCAUCAGAGCACGAUGGGCGGAAGCUUCCAUUCGAGGCGAAACGACUUGAAUUCGAGCUUCCGCUCUUCGAACUCUGGCCAAUCCAGCAUGACAACGCAAGGCUGCAGAUCACCAGGUGUUCUGGCACUGCCUCAGCACGCCGCUUCCUCGGUGGUGGAAGGACAGCUGCAAUUCAGAUAUAGCGGCGGGACAGGUUUGCUGGCCGGUUACUGUCGCUCCUGUUCUGUCUUCAUCACGCUGGAGAUGAUGCCCUCGCUGCAAGUCACCAACUGGGACGUCUUACCGGCAGAAACAUCGUCGCAAUUUUACUUGGUUCUGGACAUUGCGAAUCUGACUUCGCAAGAGAUGGAACUGCACUACACCAGCAGCAAGCACAUGCUGAUCGAGGGUCACGAGUCCUGUCGCAUCCCCGUGCCCGUCGACCGGUGUCCGCUGUCCAAAUUGACGAAGCUGUACAUGGAGAACGGCAUCGACGAGCGUCUCGACCUCGACAAGAUUUGCUCCGAUCAUAUUGCCAAUCUGGUGGAUCUUCGAUGGCAACUGUCCGCGAUAGAUACCAACGGCAAAGCAACCCUGAAAGGCAUCACACUCACACCGAACAUGUUGGACAUCGUCCGAAUGUCUCCUUUAAACUGGGAUGUCUCAAUAAAUGGGGACGCGGUGAAACCGCAGGAGGCUCUGAGCUGCGAAGCUGGAGAUUGUCUAGAGGUGUCCGUAAAAAUAGGCAACAGCUUGGAGAAGGCUCUCAGGCAUCUCAGUAUGUCCGUGCAGUUUUACCAAGAUCACCAGAACGGCGUGUGCAAUUAUCGUCUGGAGAACAGAUUAGCUACAACCGGUCUCUCCAGGGUUCUGGUGCCUACGUUGGAGCCCCAGACUUCGGCCGAGCACAAUUGCAAUGUUCUCUUUUUCACACCCGGUCAAUACAAGAUGGACAUCCAGGUGGCCGCUCCCGAGUGCGUUUCCGCCACCGCCUCCAUUUCCGGUCACGUGUGGCGUUUCAUCCCCCCGGUCGAGAUUAACGUAUCCCUCUGAGCUUGUCACUCUCAUCCUCCUCAGUUUGUAUACGCUUUCCAGGUCAGUCAGUUUAUACAACAUCAUCACAUCACCGCUGCCAAAUAAUAUCUUCUAUUUAUUGCUGCGCUUUCGAAACAGUCGGAGAAUUUA